UGCAACAGGCUACGAAGUUCAGAAAUUCGUUCGUCGUAAGCACGAAAACGAUUUCAGCGUUUUAACGCUGCUUUUCAUCACAUCUACGUUAUAUUAUUGCAUACAUAUGGUCGCGUAGUGAUUUUCGUGAAGUGCCAUCAACAAAAACAAAAAGAGGAUACAAAAUGAAACUGCUAGCAGUUUUUCUGCUAACAGUAUUGUUAUCUGGAUUGAUUUCAUUAAAUGAAGCUAACAUUGAUGCCACACAUGUACCAUUAAUUAAAUCGAAUCAUUUAAAUGAUUCUCUGGAAUUGAAAGAAUCUCUAAUCAAAACAAAAGCUAUAUCAGAGAAAGAAUCUUAUUCUACUGAUGCAUCAGUAAACCAAGGAACAGAAACUGUCGAUGAUAAAGAUGCAUUAAAAUUGAAGAAGGAUGAUUUUCAAUUUAUGAAAAAUUUUCUUAAUCCCAAAGAUAUGCUUAUGCAAGAAAUUCAUACAUUAAAUGAAGAAUCUAAGAAUCAGAAUAAAAUUGCACAGCCUCUUAAAGCAGAAGUUAAAAAGAUUAGAGUCUCAAAUGCUUCAACAAAGAACAACUCGGAUAACAGUGAUAUAACAUUACUCGAAAAUGAAAAUGUAUCCUAUGAAGAUGAUUUGAGUGAAGAUGAAGAAGACGAAAGCGAAGACGAAUAUGAAGAUGAAGAUCGUGAUGAAAAUGAUGAUGAACCCGAGGAUGAUGAACAAGUAAUGACACAAUGUCCUGAUUAUUGCAAAUGUGCUGGAGAAUAUGCUGCUGUAACAACCGCAACAUGCACCAAACUUGUAGAACAACAAUCUUUUAGCACUGGUAUUGUCCAUUUGCGCAUUGAAAAUGCUGGACAAAUUCGUCUUGACUCUCAUGCAUUUCAAUCACGAGGCUUUCAACAUUUAGAAUCUAUUACGAUUACUGAUACGAGAAUAGUCGAACUGAAUCAAACUGCAUUUGAUGGCAUACCAUAUUUAUUUUCUGUAAAUUUAACGCGCAAUGAUCUUCAAGAUAUUCAUCCAAAUACUUUUAUAAAUAAUAAGCAACUAUCAUUACUUGCCAUUUCUGGAAAUCCAUUAAAACAUACACAGGACUUGAAAUUACCAAAACAUAGUUUGUUUGAUGCUCCAUCCGUUACAGAAUUUGAUUUUUCUUUUAAUGGUUUGACGAAAUUGAAACGUACAGCAUUUGCAAAGAUGAAAAGUUUGACUUAUAUUAAUUUAAAAGGCAACAAGUUGAAAGAAAUUGAUAGCGCAACUUUCAAUAUGUUGGAAUCACUUGUAGAAGUAGAUCUUUCGAAUAAUUUAUUAAAUGAAAUUCCCGUUGAUCUCUUUGAUAAUAAUGAAAUUCAAACGCUUCGUAUUACUAGAAAUAAUUUCGCAAGUUUAAAUACUAUACAAGCAUCAAAACUGAGAUUAUUAGAUGCAUCUAAUAAUAAAGUCAAAACAAUAGCAAAAGAUGAUUUUGCUGGAGUGCCCUUAUUAGAUCAGUUGAUAAUUACUUCUAAUGGACUCAAAAGGAUUCAUCAACAUGCUUUUGUUAAUCUUGAUCAACUUAAUUAUCUCGACAUUAGUGAUAAUAAAUUAACUUUUUUGACAGAACAUCAUUUAAAAAAUAAUGCAAGAUUACAAGUUUUAUUAAUGAAUAAUAACCCGGAAUUGGACACUUUACCAAUUUUCAAAGCAGCUAAUGUUGAAUAUAAUACAUACAGUAUAUAUCGAUUUGAAUGUUCAAAUUGUGGCUUGCAUUUCCUCGAAGAAGAAACUUUCAAUGCCAUGCCAGCAAUGACACGAUUAAAUCUCUCCAGAAAUCGUCUGGCUAGUCUUCCAAACGGAUUUUUGAAUAGUCUCUCAUCCUUGCGAAUCCUUGAUCUCUCUGACAAUAUAAUUAAUUCUUUAGAAAGUGAAAUGUUUCAUGGUGCUACCAGUUUAAGUAAACUCAAUCUUGCGGGUAAUCCUUUGACAACAUUACAAGUAACACCAUUCCUGAAGACUCCUAGUCUUACUAAACUCGACGUAAGCAGAUGCGCUUUGGAAAGAGUAUGGAGUGAAGCUAGAAUUCCAUUGACUACUUUACGAUAUCUAUCAGUUCGAGAAAAUCUUCUUCAUCAUAUCACCGUGGAAGAACUGAAAGCAAUGCCAUCACUUGUUAGUUUGGAUUUAUCACACAAUCCUCUUGAUUGUGAUGUUGAAUUCAAUGAAGCAGUUCAGUGGCUUACCGAUCAUGGUGUAACUCCAAUUGAAACAUUGAAAUAUAUAAGCAAUUAUGGUAAUACUGAUAAUUAUCAAGAUUCUGAAGGUAUUAGUCAAUGGACGGAUUUGGCAAAAGUAGUUUGUGACGGUAUUAGUUCUGGACCACGACCGAGGCCAGUUCCUCAGAAAGAAAAGAAAAACAAUUUCCUUGGUGGAUUUGAUUCAUCUGAAGAUUCUGAUUCUUUAUUAAGAAGCAAUGUUAAAAGUGACGAAGAAUUAAUUAAGUUGCAAAUUGAUCACGGAAUAAAAUUGAAUGAAGAAGUUGAAAAAGCUUGGACAACGCAAGAUCAAGAAUAUGAAGAUUUUGUUACUUCAGAGAAUAUAGAAUAUCAUCCCUGGUACACUAAUGCACUUUGGCCUGUAAUGAUUGUAAUUAUUAUAACUUCGAUAAUUCUCUUAUUAACAGUGCAUAUUGUAAUUCACUUGGCGAAACGCCGAGGUCAAGGACCCGUUAUUAGGCCACCAAUGAUCUUACGACAAGGUUUUAUUGAUAACAAGAAUUGUGGUUUAGUGUAUAAACCACUUCAAGAAGAAAUUGCUACUCCCCAUGUUCCGAAACGGGGAAGCUUUUAUUCUAGUAGUACAUUCCAUUAUGAUAAAAUUGUGCCAGAAAGCGUAUAAAAUUUAUUAUCAAUCAAAUUAUCAAUUAUUUAGAAUAAUAAUGUAAUGCAAUUUAACCUGCCGUUAAAGAAAAAAUUUUUAAAGAAAUAUUUUUAAAUAAAUCAAUGACUUAAUUAUAUUCAGGAAAACGUGUUAUAUAUAAACGUAAUAUAUUUAUAAUGGUAAAAAAUUAAUUGUAAUAAAUUUUUACAAUUAAUAUUAUAAAAUAAAAAAUAAAAUUCGUAAAUAAAAUGAAAUAUAUAUAUUAACA
Apis laboriosa (Himalayan honeybee) is the source of this 3123-nucleotide messenger RNA. It is a transcript of the gene Gp150, whose product is annotated as leucine-rich repeat-containing G-protein coupled receptor 5. The record is from RefSeq and is a predicted model, not a curated record. The transcript has 9 exons. The coding region runs from base 165 to 2873 and encodes 902 amino acids. Gene Ontology annotation, molecular function: protein binding. Lineage: Eukaryota; Metazoa; Arthropoda; Insecta; Hymenoptera; Apidae.